Messenger RNA from Clonostachys rhizophaga, 4074 nucleotides. Lineage: Eukaryota; Fungi; Ascomycota; Sordariomycetes; Hypocreales; Bionectriaceae. The record is from the annotation of a GenBank genome assembly.
AUGGAAGCCGCCUUGGCAGUGAGACCCUCCGGGGAUAAUCUCUGGAAAGCUGCCGUCGAUUCUGUCGGAGAUGAGCUCAAGGCUCAGAUAGAUUUCAAACAGGAGUCCAAGAUAGACACUCUUGGAGAGCUGCUAUCGGUGACUGAGAAGGCAAAGAAACGUUUGACUGAUCGAGCAUGGAGUUUCAAGAGAUCAUCUGGCGAAAAGGUGAUUGUGCGUGAUGUGCUGGGCAAAGUAGCCAAAUGGGUCAACCUCGUCAAGCAGGUGGGCGACUUUGCGGUCCAGUUUGAUCCGGGACAUGCCGGUGUGGCAUGGGCGGGUAUUCGAUUCAUGUUGACCGUCGCAGUCGGGGAUUUGGACACGUAUAAGGGGAUGUUCGAAACAACAGCAGAUAUCGCUGAGUACAUCUGUCGAACUGCAGUCCUCGAGAGUCUAGUCAAGGGGAAAUCCUCUCAGGCGGCAGAUGAGCUGAGCCGUGCUAUUGUUAAGCUUUACAUAGCCAUCCUCACUUAUCUCUCUCGAGCAACCGCCUACUGCAACCAAAAUACCUUUAAACGGAUUUUGAAGUAUGGAGUUCUUGUCUCGGGUGAUUUGGAAUCCAGUUUUGCCGCCGUUGCACCAGCCCAAGAUGUCGUCAGUCGCUGUGCACUGGUGAUGAACCUUGAGGCCCAGUUGGACUCUCAAGUUGAACUCCGGCGCAUCCGAGAGAGCUUUGAUGCUCCCAUGCAGCGCUGGGACGGAGCUCUUCAUGCCAUUUCAGACCAGCUCGAAGGGGAACAAAGAAAGAAAAUCCUACAAUGGAUGUCUGCCGAGCCCUAUAUACAGCACCACAAACAGACGAAAGGCGAGGUGCUGAAAGGGACGGGAAAGUGGCUCCUUGAAAAUCCCAGCUUCCUGAAGUGGAAGAAUGAAAGCGCCUCUUCUAUUCUAUGGAUUCGUGGCAUUCCGGGAUCCGGGAAAAGUAAACUAAUGUCGAUCGCAAUCGAGGACGCCAUGAGCGCUUUCCAGGCGAAGCAAAGCCCGCAACCGGUAUACUUCUACUGCUCUCGCAACCCGGCAGAGCCUGGAAGAUCUGAUCCUUCACGUAUCCUGGCCAGCAUUGCCAGACAGCUUGCCACGCCGGAAGUCGGCGGGGCUAUUCUUGAACCAGCGCUCGAGGUUUAUAACGAACGAGAGUCACAAGCGUCUGCCGAUGGGCCUCUCAGACUUGAGGAGAGCAAAGAACUCAUCAUCAAGCUUCUCGAUCAAUACAAGGGCGCCACUAUGACCAUUGCCAUCGACGCCCUGGACGAAUGCAAUGAAGAUACGCGAGGUGACCUGCUUGACGUGUUUGAAUUUUUACUGGAGGAAUCGCCGUGCCUUUUGAAACUCCUUGUGUCAAGCCGGGAUGACCAAGAUAUUGUCUAUCAGUUCGAAAAUUACCCUUGUCUGGCUCUUUCAUCGGCUCACAGCUCUUCAGACAUCGAAUUGUUUGUUGCGUCGGAGGUGAAGAAGCUUCUCAAUAGCAGAUUUCUGCGGAAGACCCAGAGCGGCAAAGAAGCAUUGUCUGAAAAGAUUAUCAAGGAACUUACGGCUAAGGCUGAUGGGAUGUUCCGUUGGGUAAGCCUUCAACUGCAGGCACUUCAAAGAUGCCGUAGCGAGGAAGCCAUUAUGGAGAGAUUAGGCCAGCUGCCUCGUACCUUGGGAGAUCUCUACCAAGAACUCAUCGUUAAAAUGGAGAACUUUGAAGCGACUUCGGACAGAGAACUGGCCAAGAAAAGUCUCAGCUGGCUCCUCUGCAGCCAUGCCCAGCUAACAUCGGAAGCCUUCCUCGCUGCCGUGUCCACAAGCCAGGACGGGAAAAGUGAAGCAAUUUCGCGAGAUCAGCUUUUGGACUUGUGUUGCAACCUGGUCAUCUUCGAUGAAGCCCUCGACGUGUUCCGUUUCGCGCACUUAUCCGUUCGAGAAUUUCUAGAAACGCACGAAUUAUUCAAAUCCGAGUCUAUCAAUUCCCGCGUGGCGGAGGCUUGCCUCAUCCGUAUCGUGGAUGCGACACCGGAUAUAAACAUGGAAGACGAUACAGAACCAUCCGUUGAAGUAUUAUGGUACUCUUAUGUCUGGUGGGGCUUCCAUAUACCAGCAGCUUCUAGAGAACGAACGCCUGUUACAGACAAUCUCCUGGCUGAAUUCUUGUCUGAUGAAGAUAAUCCCUCGUCGCCGUUUGGUUUAUGGGAUCAAGCCUUCCGCAGUACCAUUUACAGCAAGUGGAGGAUAGGUCUUCCCGCAGAGUUCUCAUUUUGCUUUGGUCUUACGCCAUUUGUUCUGCUUCCUGUUUGCAUAUUCGACAUUUGUGGUGUUAUUAGCGUCCAGGAGUGGAAGAGCGUGACCGAAAAAGGUGUUGAAAUCGUAGAUGGCAAAACUCCAAUUGAGCUUGCUGUUGAAUGGGGCUCAAUCAAUAUCGUCAAGUGGGCUUUGGACAACGAUAUCCCGAUUCCUUUCACUGACGAAUUGCUGUUUUCCCUGAACUGGAGCAAGGGGACGGAAAUGUUGAGGCUUUUUCUGGCAAAAUAUGGCUCCGAGUUUCCUGUCACCCAAGGAUUUGUGCAAGAUGCUGCUGGAAACAAGUUUUGCGCCUAUGAAAUGACGAAACUGCUUCUCGACACUCGAGGGACUGGGAUCGCGAUAACAACGGAGUUCAUUGAAUGUGUCAUUUGCUCUCGCGGGUCCGACGACAACGUGCUCAAGCUGCUGAAAUUCGUACUUGAAAAGGUCGAAGGUGAUAUUGUCCUGACGGAUAACACCCUUAGCACCGUGGCUAGAGACACCACAAAAGGCGAACAAGUCCUCCAAAUCCUGCUGAAGAAAUUUGGGAACCAAAGUUUCCCGGUAGCACAACAUAUCCUCUUAGAAGCCGCUGGCAAUGCAGGGUGCGGCGAUAAGUUGAUUGCGCUGUUGCUCCAGCACUUUGGCGAGCAAUUAGAGAUUACGGACGAGCUUGUGAACAACGCAGCUACCUACAGCCCAGUAGCCUUCUCUCAUCUCCUUCGCCAAUCCGGGCCAAGUCUUCAAAUAUCCGACGAAUGCCUGGAACUGGCAGCAAUGUACAGCCCACGGUCCUUCGAAUUGCUUCUAGACAAGUAUGCUGAUGCGAUAGUAAUAUCGCAGAGCACUGUGGAAGCCGCUGCGAGGAACCCGGGCUCUAUCAAGCUUCUUGUCCAGAGGCAUGGUUCCGAGAUUCAGAUCACAAGUGACGUCGUCGAAAUUGCAGCAAUAAGUCACCCCCAGUGUCUUGACUUCCUUCUAAAAAACAGAUCAUCAGAGGCCAAACUCAACGAAGACCUUAUUCUAACAGCUACUCGAUCUAAUGUAGGAGUGUUCGAUUUCUUGCUCGACGAAUAUGAAAUUGAGAUCACUGAGGAGAUUAUGAAGACUGCUGCACAAUACAACUUUGACUCGUUGGAGAUCCUUUUCGACAAACGCGGAGAUGAGAUUAUAGUUACUGAAGACGUUCUUCUUGCUGCAGCCAUGGCUUACUCAACCCAGUUGUACUUGCGCUGGAUCGAACCCAUUAUCUCAAUGUUCAUGGCAAAAAAAGAGGCAGAAACUAUCGCCUGUAUCACCCCGAAGGUGUGUGCCAUGUCUGCAGCACUUGGGGAUGAGAGCGGCCUUGAAUGCUUUCGUCAACACGUCCCGGAAGAGCUUAGAGACCCGAAUUGGGACUCUAUUUGUCGCCUCUGUGUCGCAGCAAAAGAAGGGAACUUGGAAGUUGUUGAAUCGCUCAUGCAAGAGCCAAUUCCGUUGGACACCAAGGAUAAUCUGGGUGAGACACCACUAUAUAUGGCAGCAAAGUUUGGUAACACGGAGGUUGUGAAGCUUCUCGCACAUGACAAGCGAGUUAAUGUCAAUUCUCUGUCUAUCCAUGGGCGCUCUGCUUUAUUUGAACCAUGCAAGUAUGGCCACGAUGAGGUCGUAGAAGCUCUGCUCGCAGCUGGUGCAGAAAUCCAGUUUAUAGAUGCGGAUGGUGACACCGCUCUCUCAGCAGCUAGAGAAGAGGGGCACGAUAGAAUAGUGGCACUGUUAGAGGGCAGAUCAUGA